Messenger RNA from Otolemur garnettii (small-eared galago), 1018 nucleotides. Its product is annotated as olfactory receptor 6B2. Lineage: Eukaryota; Metazoa; Chordata; Mammalia; Primates; Galagidae. The transcript has a single exon. Bases 17 to 991 code for a protein of 324 amino acids. Gene Ontology annotation, cellular component: membrane. Gene Ontology annotation, molecular function: olfactory receptor activity; G protein-coupled receptor activity. Gene Ontology annotation, biological process: G protein-coupled receptor signaling pathway. The record is from RefSeq and is a predicted model, not a curated record.
CCUCUCUUGCUCUUGGAUGUGUUGCAGGCCUGCCACUCCCCAGCACAGAGCGAUGAGGGGGGAGAACAUCACCAAGGUGAGCACGUUCGUGCUGCUGGGCUUCCCCACCACACCCGAGCUGCAGUACGUGCUCUUCCUCCUCCUCCUGCUCGCCUACCUCUUCAUCCUGGUGGAGAACCUGGCCAUCAUCCUCACGGUCUGGGCCAGCCCCUCCCUCCACAGGCCCAUGUACUACUUUCUGAGCUCCAUGUCAUCCUUGGAGAUCUGGUAUGUGUGUGACAUCAUGCCCAAGAUGCUGGACGGCCUCCUCCUUCAGCGGAAACGCAUCUCUUUUGUCGGGUGCAUGACGCAGCUCUACUUCUUCAGCUCCCUGGUGUGCACAGAGUGUGUGCUCCUGGCCUCCAUGGCCUACGACCGCUACGUGGCCAUCUGCCACCCCCUGCGCUACCACGUUAUCAUGACCACGGGGCUGUGCAUCCAGCUGGUGGUCUUCUCCUUUGCCUGUGGCUUCACCAUCUCUGUGAUCAAGGUCUACUUCAUCUCUAGUGCCACAUUCUGUGGCUCCAAUGUCUUGAACCACUUCUUCUGUGACAUCUCCCCCGUCCUCAAGUUGGCCUGCACAGACUUCUCCACAGCAGAGCUGGUAGACUUCAUCCUGGCCUUCAUCAUCCUGGUGUUCCCUCUGCUGGCCACUGUGUUGUCCUACGGGCACAUCACCCUGGCUGUCCUGCACAUCCCCUCAGCUGCUGGCCGUUGGAGAGCCUUCUCCACCUGUGCCUCACACCUCACCGUGGUCACCAUUUUCUACAUGGCCAUGAUCUUCAUGUAUGUCCGGCCCCAGGCCAUCGAUACACGGAGCUCCAACAAGCUCAUCUCUGCUGUGUACACUGUCCUCACCCCCAUCCUGAACCCCUUGAUCUACUGUCUGAGGAAUAAGGAAUUUAAGGAUGCCUUGAAAAAAGCCUUGAGCUGGGGUCAAGAUCCACCAUAGAGGGGACACCAUCUACUCUUCCAGAAU